AUGUCAUCUUGGUGUAAUAUUCGAUGGUUACUGUUACAGUUCAUUGCUGGACAAUUUACUAUACAUCAUGGUGAAGCAGUUUGGCCUUUGUCCAACUCUUCUCAUAUACAAUUACUAGGUCUUUUUCGAGACAUAUCAUAUGUAUCUGAAACUACGAAAAUCUCCAUACAUUCACACGCUAUGUUUCAAGCAGCAAUACUACUUUCACAAAAAUACAAUAUAACUAUCGAAGGACAAUAUCUAGGAUGGCAAAUAGCACAAACCAAUGGUGAUCUAAUUGAUGCUUUAAGCAGUGCCUGCUUAGCAAUAUCUACUUCGAACGUAGUUGGUAUUGUCGGACCAGAACUCUCGCGAGAAGCACACAUUCUUGCCGCUUUAGGAAAAGCAGUCGGUAUUCCUGUUGUAUCAUUCUCGGCAACUGAUCCUGAUUUAUCGAAUCGAAUUGCAUAUCCUGCUUUCUAUCGAACAGUUCCAUCGGAUAUCAUCGCUGCAGCGGCAAUAGUCAAAUUAUUCAUUCGAUUUAAUUGGACUUCAUGCAUUAUUAUCUAUCAAAAUGAUGUUUACGGAUCCGGUGGUGCAAAUGCAAUUAACAGGGCAUUUCUUGAUAAUGAUUUAACAGUUAGAGAAAUGCUCAUGUUUGAUAUUGCCACGUUGAAUAUACGAGGUGAUUUAAAAAAUUCUCUAAAAACUAGUCCGACACGAAUAAUAUUGGUAUGGGCUCAACCAAUGUAUACAUCUUUAAUUGUGGAGAAUGCACUGAUGAACGAUGUACUCGGUCCGCAAUUUACAUGGAUAUUAAGUACCAGUAUUCCAUUAAAAUCGUUCAACUUAACCUAUCGUCAAAAAUUAAUUGGAAUGUUAAGUAUCGAACCGGUUAUUGGUAGUGUUGUUCACGCACCUAUCAAUACAACAUUAUUAGAAGCGGCAUAUAAUAUCUGGCAACAGUAUGAACCAGAGACGUUUCCUGGACCAGGAAAAGUAGCGGACUACGCUCUCUUUGCCUUUGAUGGGACGUGGUUAUUGAUUCAAGCAUUGAACACAUUUUGUUCUACGACCAAUCUCAAUUCUUCUUUCUGUACAUCACAUAUUGAACCUACAUAUUGUUUUGAUCGUCGAUUUUCUGACUCUGACUUGUUUCUUCAUACAGUUAGUAUGACACGCUUUAUUGGUGUAUCUGGUCCCAUGCAAUUCAGUGUUAAUGAAACAGAUCGAAUAAAUGGUACAUACUAUUAUCUAAGAAAUGUACAGCCUGCAUCCGAUAGCAUUAGUUUCGUACCAGUAGCGGAAUAUUUUGAUCCUGAUCAUUGGGCAACAUAUGAAGGAGCGAAUGUCAUUAUCUGGCCAGGUAAUUCAUUAGUACCACCUACUGGCCAAGCACUACUUGAAGGCGUUAAUUUACGUAUUGGUGUGGUUGAAUCAACACCAUUCACGAUUAUUACCAAUAGUAUUGAUGAAUUUAAUCAGAAUAUUACCAAAUUAGUUGGUUAUGUACCUGAUCUAAUUGAACUUUUACGAAUAAAAUUAAAAUUUAAUCCAACGAUUACAUUAGCACCAUCGAAUCAGACGUAUGCUCAAUUAGUCGACGCAGUAGCCGAUGGUGUCUAUGAUAUAGUGAUUGGUGAUGUAACGAUUACGGCUGCACGACGCGAACUAGUAGCUUUUUCUAAUUCCAUAUUUGAUAAUUCUUUACGUAUUGUCAUGCGUAACACGCCUGCAGUUAAUGUCGAUCUUCUCUCGUAUAUGAAUCCAUUUUCUCGUACUCUCUGGUUGCUUAUCUUGAUCGGUUGUGUCUAUGCUGGUCUUCUAUUGAGUGUCAUUGAACGACAAGAAAACGAAGCAUUACGUCAUAGAUCGCUCAUUUCUUCUGUGGCAAUGAGUAUAUGGUAUUCGUUUGGUAAUCUUGUGGGUUAUGGUGUAGAUUUCGAUGUUGCAACAGCUGCUGGACGUUUAUUGACAAUGGGUUUAUAUAUGUUAAGUCUCGUAUUAGUAGCCACGUACACAGCUAAUUUAGCAUCAGAUUUGACUAUAUCGAAAUCGAAAGACACGAUUUCUGGUAUUGAAGAUAUGAAAAAUGGCAAGAUACCAUUCAGUCGUAUUGGUAUACGUCUGGGGACAGCAAGUGAAGACUUUUAUCUUCGAGAGAUCUCCAAUGGAAUUCAAAAUUUUUAUCCAUUAAAAUCUCGACAAGAACAAUAUAAUAGUCUGUUGGCAGGUAUUAUCGAUGCCACGUUUUUGGAUGUUGGUGUAGCAGAAUAUAUGACUAAUAAUAUUUAUUGUAAUUUAACAUUGGUUGGAUCCGAUAUUGAUAAGAGUGCAUUUGGUAUUGUCACUCCAAAACAAUGGCUUUAUGCACAUGAUUUAGAUGUCAAUAUCUUAUCAUUGAGAGAAAAUGGUGCACUGGAUGAAUUGAAACGUAAAUGGUUUCAAUCAAGAACAUGUUCGUUAUCAUCCGAAAUAUCUACGACGAUUGAAGUAGAAGCGUUAGGUGGUUUAUUUCUCUCAUUUGCUGUUAUUACUACUCUAUCAUUAUUAUUGUUUCUGUGGUAUAAACGAUUCAUUAUCGCAAAUUAUCUAUUAUUACACUUAGGAAGAAUGAUCCGCAACUAG
Adineta steineri is the source of this 2607-nucleotide messenger RNA. The record is from the annotation of a GenBank genome assembly. NCBI's taxonomy places the organism in Eukaryota, Metazoa, Rotifera, Eurotatoria, Adinetida, Adinetidae.